GCGCUCACCGCCCCCCGGCCCCGCCGGUGCACCGGGCGGCGGGGGAUGCUCCCGCUGUCGCCGCCGCCGCCGCCGUCGCCGCCGCCUCCCCCCGCCCCGCCGCCUCCGGGCCCACCGUCCCGCAGCCGCUGCCCGGCCCCGCCGAGACCCCGGCCCCGGCCCCGGCCCCGGCCCCGUCCUGCGGGUCCUUGUCCACGCGGGACGCUGUCUCCUCCAGCCUCCACCGCUCGCCCGAGCCGAGCCCCGCAGGUCAGCGUGGGAGCCCCGCUGCUGAGCCAUGCCGGGCCCCAGGCAGCCUGCCGUGAGCCCAACCCCGGCACCCACAUAGUCAUGAACAACCACAGCCACAAUGGCUGCGGGGGGCGGCCGCUGGGAGGCGGGCUGGGGGCCCUGACCCGAGACCCUCCAGACGCCGAGGCCAGCUGCCCCCUGCAGCCCCCACACAGUCCGGGCCUCCAGGUCGUGGUGGCCAAGAACGAGCUUGGCGGGCCCUCACCCGGCAGCCCGCGCGGGCAUUCCCAGGACCAGGAGGAGGAGGAAGACGAGGAGGAGGAUGAGGUGGGGGGGCAGCGGGGCUCCCGGAGGCCCCCCAACGUGGGCCACCGCCUGGGCCACCGGCGGGUGCUCUUCGAGAAGCGGAAGCGCCUCAGUGACUACGCCCUCAUCUUUGGCAUGUUUGGCAUCGUUGUCAUGGUGACAGAGACGGAGCUGUCCUGGGGGGUCUACACUAAGGAGUCCCUGUACUCAUUUGCACUCAAAUGCCUCAUCAGCCUCUCCACAGUCAUCCUGCUGGGUCUGGUUAUCCUCUACCAUGCCCGGGAAAUCCAGCUGUUCAUGGUGGACAACGGGGCGGACGACUGGCGCAUCGCCAUGACGUGCGAGCGCGUGCUGCUCAUCUCGCUGGAGCUGGCCGUGUGCGCCAUCCACCCGGUGCCCGGCCACUACCGCUUCACCUGGACGGCGCGCCUGGCCUUCACCUACGCGCCGGCGGCGGCCGAGGCCGACGUGGACGUGCUGCUGUCCGUGCCCAUGUUCCUGCGCCUCUACCUGCUGGGCCGCGUCAUGCUGCUGCACAGCAAGAUCUUCACGGACGCCUCCUCCCGCAGCAUCGGCGCGCUCAACAAGAUCACCUUCAACACGCGCUUCGUCAUGAAGACGCUCAUGACCAUCUGCCCCGGCACCGUGCUGCUGGUCUUCAGCAUCUCCUCCUGGAUCAUCGCCGCCUGGACCGUGCGCGUCUGCGAGAGGGGAAACAUGUACCACGACAAACAGGAAGUGACCAGCAACUUCCUGGGGGCCAUGUGGCUCAUCUCCAUCACCUUCCUCUCCAUUGGCUACGGAGACAUGGUGCCGCACACCUACUGCGGGAAGGGCGUGUGCCUGCUCACCGGCAUCAUGGGGGCUGGCUGCACGGCGCUCGUGGUGGCUGUGGUGGCCCGGAAGCUGGAGCUCACCAAGGCAGAGAAGCACGUGCACAACUUCAUGAUGGACACACAGCUCACCAAGCGGGUGAAAAACGCCGCUGCUAACGUUCUCAGGGAGACGUGGCUCAUCUACAAACACACCAGGCUGGUGAGGAAGCCAGACUACGCCCGGGUUCGGAAACACCAGCGUAAGUUCCUCCAAGCCAUCCAUCAACCCAGAAUGCCAUGUACGACCUCAUGUCCGAGCUGCACGCCCAGCACGAGGACCUGGAGGCCCGCCUGGCUGCCCUGGAGAGCCGCCUGGAUGCGCUGGGCACCUCCCUGCAGGCCUUGCCUGGCCUCAUCACCCAAGCCAUACACCCACUUCCCCCGCCCCUGCCUCCCCAGCCUGGCGCCCCAGACCAGGCAGCCCAGAGCUCCCCAUGCCGGUGGCCACCCGUGGCCCCCUCAGACUGCGGGUGAUGGCCCUGCCCACCACCAGACCCCACAAUCUUGGCCAUUGUGUGGCCGCCACCUCCACACCAUCCAGGCAGGCCGGUCUCAUUGUGCCUCUUGGAGAACAGGAGCCAGAGCUGAUUGGGCUGAGCGGCCAGGGGCCCGUCCCACCCAGACUGUCUGGACAGGGGUGGCUGCUGCCUGCUUUCUCCCUGAUUGGAGCUUAGGGAGCCCAGGGCGUCCUCCGGUUCCCUGGCCCCUAACUCUCCCCAGGCCCCCGGUGGGCUCAGAGCAGCAGGGAGAGGGGUCCUUGCCGGUUCUUAAUAAAGCAGGACCCAGCCAGUUGCUGCGUGUUGUGUGUAGUUGGGGGACACUCAUAGUCACAAUAUGGGAGGUGGACACCUGGCCUGGGUCCCCAGAAUGGAUAGGGGGGUUAAGGUGAGUCAAGCCCCAUCAUCUUCCUAGCCGGGCAGUCUCCUGAGCCGGAGCCUGAGGAC
Molecule: messenger RNA, 2356 nt
Organism: Pipistrellus kuhlii (Kuhl's pipistrelle)
Lineage: Eukaryota; Metazoa; Chordata; Mammalia; Chiroptera; Vespertilionidae
Gene: KCNN1
Product: potassium calcium-activated channel subfamily N member 1
Exons: 9
Coding region: 46-2301 (751 amino acids)
Biological process (GO): potassium ion transmembrane transport
Cellular component (GO): neuronal cell body; plasma membrane; neuron projection
Molecular function (GO): small conductance calcium-activated potassium channel activity; calmodulin binding
Source: RefSeq, a predicted model, not a curated record